UUAUCACUGGCAAAUGGGUGAUGACUGCAGCCCAUUGCUUCAGCACGCCAGAAGGAUCAACCUACCGCGUGGUUCUGGGUGAGCACAAUCUUGCAGAGGACGAUGGCACCGAGUACAGUAUUGAUGUGGAAAGAGUCUUCAUUCAUGAAGGCUGGAAUCCCAAUAACAUUGCCAAUGGCUACGACAUUGCCCUGCUGCGCCUCGAUUCUCCUGCCUAUAACAAUGGGUUUGUUGAGCUGGGGCUGCUCCCAUCUGAAGGAGACAUUUUGCCCAAUGAUUAUCCCUGCUAUAUUACUGGAUGGGGGGCGACUAGCGUGGAUGGCAGCGUCCCGGACAGACUGCAGGAGGUGUUGCUGCCAGUGGUCGACCAUAAGAUCUGCUCCCAGGAUGACUGGUGGGGAUCUCAAGCAAAAGUCACUAUGCUCUGCGCAGGUGGAGACGGCGUGAGGGCUGGAUGCAGUGGGGACUCUGGCGGUCCUCUCAACUGCUACAAAGACGGUAACUGGCAAGUCCAUGGGAUUGUGAGUUUUGGCCUGGUUCCUUACUGUAACACCUACAAGAAGCCAACAGUUUUCACACGUGUGUCAGCCUACGUGGACUGGAUCCGCAACGUUAUAACAGAUAACGGGGAUUUCUAGAGAAGAAGCAACUGGUGCAUGAAUAUGAGAAGAGCCAGAAUGAAGUAUCUCUGCUCAUUAACCCUCCUCUCAUCCCUUCUACACCUCUUUCAGCUAUUAAUAGAAAAGUUUGUCUAAGAGUAUAAUAAAGUGUCAGUGGUUGCAACCA
Messenger RNA from Tyto alba (common barn owl), 786 nucleotides. Its product is annotated as chymotrypsin-like elastase family member 1. The coding region runs from base 21 to 638 and encodes 205 amino acids. The record is from RefSeq and is a predicted model, not a curated record. Gene Ontology annotation, biological process: proteolysis. The transcript has 6 exons. Gene Ontology annotation, molecular function: serine-type endopeptidase activity. Lineage: Eukaryota; Metazoa; Chordata; Aves; Strigiformes; Tytonidae.